Aspergillus nidulans FGSC A4 is the source of this 1758-nucleotide messenger RNA. Its product is annotated as Hsp70 family protein. Gene Ontology annotation, molecular function: ATP binding; ATP hydrolysis activity. The transcript is spliced from 6 exons. NCBI's taxonomy places the organism in Eukaryota, Fungi, Ascomycota, Eurotiomycetes, Eurotiales, Aspergillaceae. The record is from RefSeq and is a predicted model, not a curated record. The coding region runs from base 1 to 1758 and encodes 585 amino acids.
AUGGAGGAUUCAUUCGGUGCCUUUAAUUUCGACGACCGCAAGCUUGUCAUUGGAAUAGACUUUGGCACGACCUUCACUGGUGUCGCGUGGGCUGAAACUAGACGGCCCGAACACAUCUCAGUCAUAGAAGCAUGGCCCUCUCAUAUUGGCGCACAAGAAGGUAUCAGUAGUGUGAAGGUACCAACAGAACUGCGCUACACGAAGACUCCUAAGGCCGAUGGCGAGACUGUGGAAUGGGGAUUCCAGAUCCCUGGUCUGGUGGAUAGAUAUCAGUGGUUUAAGCUGUACAAUUCCCUUCUAUUCUUUCCUCCCACCCGAGGCCUCGACGAGAGCAACCCUCUUGUCUCGACGAAAUCUUGGGGCGACAAGACCCCCGAACAACUGACGGAAGAAUACCUUUCAUCAAUCUACAAGCACAUCAUGUACACCCUGGACCAGAAGCUCGGUUCUGCACUAUUGAGAACUAUACCUAUGGAGUUCUCGCUCACUGUUCCUGCAAUCUGGACAGAAGCCGCAAAGGAUAAGACGCUUAAGGCAUGGAAAAAGGCAUCCGGCGGUGCAAAGGAGCAAGUUAUCUCACUUGUUUCAGAGCCAGAAGCAGCGGCAAUCUAUGCAAUCCACGGCCUGGACCCGCACGGUCUCCAUGUUGGAGAUAGCUUCAUCCUCUGCGAUGCCGGCGGUGGCACGGUUGAUCUGAUCUCGUAUAAAAUCAUAGCGCUCACUCCAAUCCUGCAGGUUGAAGAGGUUACGACGGGAACUGGAGGUCCCUGUGGCUCGACUUUCCUCAAUCGCCGGUUUGCGGAUUUUCUGACUCGUAAACUCGGGAGGGAGCAAGGUUGGGACGAUGAGGUGUUGCAGGAAGCUGUGGAACGGUUUGACUCUAUUGUGAAGAAGCAAUACUCCCCAACUAUAGACGGCACCUCCGGCUACGUGAUCCCCGUCCCCGGCCUCUCGAAUAAUAGCGCUCUCAAUGUCCGGCGCGGGAAGAUCACCAUCUCUGCGGAGGAAAUGCACUUUAUCUUCGAGCCGCUCAUCCUCAAGGUCAUUAAAUACGUACAAGAUCAGAUCUCCGCGUGCGGUGACACCGAGGUCCGAGCUGUCCUUUUAGUCGGCGGGUUCGGGCAAAACAGUUACCUGAAAGAACGGCUUCGCGAUGCCCUUAAAAGCGUGGAAGUCUUGCAGCCGCCGAAUGCUUGGACAGCGGUCGUGAGGGGAGCUGUCAUGAUGGGGUUGGCCAAGACCAAGGCGCUCAAGACUGUGGAUGUAGUCAGUCGGAAGGCGCGGAAGCAUUAUGGAAUCGAGCUGAGCCGGUCGUUCAAUGUUGAGAAGCAUGACAAGAGCAGGAAGUACUGGUGCUCCCGACACUGUGAGUACCGCGCGCGCGUCAUGGCUUGGUUUCUGACCAAGGGCUCGACCCUCGAGGAGGACAAGCCAAUCCCCAUUAAGUUCUACCAGGAUUUCCGCGUUUCCGCUGGCCGCCCGGACAUGUUAUCUAUAAGUGUGUGGGUAAACGCAGAAGAUACCAGCGCACCAGUGCACAAGAACAGUGAUACCAAGACACUGGCGAAGCUUAAGGCGAACCUAUCUACUAUCCCGCAGGUGGACCUUGACUGGACGAUCAUCACGCGCGAAGACGGCCAUGCAUACUAUUGUCUUGAUGGGGUGAUUGAGGCUACCUACUCGAGUGCGGAGACGACGUAUGUCCUCUCUGUGAUGGGAAAGAAAUACGAUACUGUGAAUGCCGAGUAUGCUUAUUAG